AUGGCCACUAUCUCCACGCCAAACACCCUAACCCUCUCCCCACCCACAACCGCCAGAGACGCCUUCUCACAAGACAUCUCCCGCGCAUUCAUGGGCUCCGCUUCAAAACCAAAGUUCCACGAUACUCUACCUCCCGCACCCCCGCCGUCCCCGGUCUCCCUGGCCAUCGACAGUACGGGCAAAGCGACCAAGUCCAAGCAUGAGAAGAUUCCUAGUUUGAGUCUUGAGUAG
Molecule: messenger RNA, 231 nt
Organism: Penicillium cosmopolitanum
Lineage: Eukaryota; Fungi; Ascomycota; Eurotiomycetes; Eurotiales; Aspergillaceae
Exons: 1
Coding region: 1-231 (76 amino acids)
Source: RefSeq, a predicted model, not a curated record